CUCUCUUGGUUGUAAUUAUUAUGGUCUCAGGCAGUUCAAAACAGCCAUCGAUUACCAUCAACGUUAUCUAGAAAUUGCCAAAGAAGUGGGAGACAAGGCUUCGGAGGGAAAUAGUUAUGGCCUUCUCGGUAAUGCUUAUGGUAGUCUAGGACAGUUGAAAACAGCCAUCAAGUACCAUCAAUGUCAUCUAGAAAUUGCCAAGGAAGCGGGAGACAAGACAGACUUGGCUAUUUCGUUGGGUUCCCUUGGUGUUAGUUUUGAAACGGAAGGAAUGUAUCUUAAGGCUCUUGACUGCUAUAAUUCCAGUGUGGCGAUGUUCAAUGACACUAGAGAUAGUCUGACAUCGAAAGAUGAAUGGAAGAUUAGCUACCGUAGUCAACAUCAACACGCAUACACAGGUUUGUGGCGUUCUUUGUUAAGACGAGGGAAAAUUACGGAGGCUCUCCUUGCUGCUGAAGAAGCACGCUCGCAAGCCUUGAAAGAUCUGAUGGAUUUCAAAUAUGGCUCCAACGCAGAAAGCUAUUGGUCACCUUUCCAAAUUCGGUCUGCUUAUGAUUCUUUGAGCGACGUUGCAUCAAGCACAAUUUUCAUGGCAGUUUCCGGCCCAGUAAUUUUUCUAUGGGUCGUUCAGGGCUGCAAAGUUCAUUUAAGAGCAACGGAAUUCAAGGAAUUCUCUUCAGAAGAGGAACUAACCACCUUACUGAAUAGGCUUUAUAUAAAUGCUCUGAAAGAAAUUGGUACACGAACCGUGAAGUGUGAGAAUCGAUCACUUGAUGAUGACCGCUCUGAUGAGGCAGUAGUGGAAGACAGGACCCCGCAUGAUGUCUUUCAUCCAUUGUUCCGAGAAGGAAAUACUUUAAAGAGGUUGUACGAUAUGAUAGUUGCCCCCAUUCUUGACCUAAUUGACAGCAAGGAACUGUUAUUUGUUCCGGAGGGUCCUUUAUGCCUGGUACCUUUUCCAGCAUUCGUGGACUCCAAGUCAAAGUAUCUGAGUGAGGCCCAUUUCGUUCGAGUUAUUCCUUCCCUGACCACUUUGAAAAUGAUAACCGAUUGUCCGGUAGACUUCCAUAACUCAAGCGGUGCGCUGCUCGUUGGUGAUCCAUGUUUAGAAGGAGUCCUUUAUGAGGGAAAGUCGCUAGCUAAGCUGAAAUUCGCAAGGAAAGAAGUGGAGAUGAUUGGAGAAAUUCUAGGCAUCGAGCCCCUCGUUGGAGUAGCAGCAAAAAAAAGAGAAGUACUGGGUCGACUGUCCUCAGUGGCCCUAGUGCACAUUGCAGCACAUGGAAAAAUGGAAACGGGCGAAAUUCUCAUGUCACCAAACACUACCAUGGAAAACGGCCCACCUGAAGAGAAAGAAUAUUUAUUGACGAUGACAGAUGUCUUGAAAGCUGAUCUACGAGCAAGACUGGUUGUGCUUAGCUGCUGCCACAGUGCUCGAGGGGAGGUUACAGCCGAGGGGGUGGUUGGCAUUGCGCGAGCGUUUCUGGGUGCUGGUGCUCGCUCUGUUCUGGUUUCCCUAUGGGCACUUGGUGAUGAGGCAACUCUAGAGUUCAUGAAAUACUUUUACGGAGAACUGUCGAAAUUGAAGAGUGCCAGUGAAGCCCUCAAUAGAGCCAUGAAAUGUAUGAGGCAGUCUGAGAAGUUCAACGAAGUGAAGAAUUGGGCACCAUUCGUACUCAUUGGUGAUGACGUCAUCCUUGAUUUGAAAAAAUCAUAGAGGUCGUCAAAUGAUGUGUUCGUCGAAGAUGUAUAAAGCCAUGACGACACCAUGGGUGGUUGGCUUUUGACGACGACUGUCUUCACCCCAAGCGUAAAAGAGGACUUUUCAUUUUAUGUUAAAUAUUUUUCGUUAUUCAUAUCUAAGUGAAUAAGCGCUAAAGUCUAUGAAAAGAAGAAUUAACACAGAGUCAAAGAAGGAAUGAACUGUUCAUAUACUAUAAAUAAAAACUUGGUAAAUCGCUUGGAAGUGCCUUUUUAAAACUGUGUAAGCAGAAGUAUAUCUAAUGUUCUUGAUGUUAGGAUAGACAACUUUUUUUUCUAGAUAGAGAGCAGAGUAUUUUAAAAGUGAAAGCUUUAGAAAGGCAUCAAGAAAUAUAACCAAUUGAGAUCGGUCUAUUUCCUUGUUUUUGCUUUUGUGCUGACUUUCAGUGGCAUUUACAGGACUUAGUUAUUAACCGUCCUUUGCACAGAAACAACAACGUGAAAUCACCAAAAUUUGCAAUUUAUUUAAGUUUCCAUUUGGAACUCAAAGCUGCUCACUCGCGUCAUGCUGAUGUAGAGCAGGGUGUGGCCCCG
Stylophora pistillata is the source of this 2292-nucleotide messenger RNA. RefSeq lists its product as uncharacterized. Gene Ontology annotation, biological process: establishment of mitotic spindle orientation. Gene Ontology annotation, cellular component: cell cortex. Gene Ontology annotation, molecular function: G-protein alpha-subunit binding; GDP-dissociation inhibitor activity. The record is from RefSeq and is a predicted model, not a curated record. NCBI's taxonomy places the organism in Eukaryota, Metazoa, Cnidaria, Anthozoa, Scleractinia, Pocilloporidae.